Messenger RNA from Fundulus heteroclitus (mummichog), 1042 nucleotides. RefSeq lists its product as uncharacterized. The transcript is spliced from 2 exons. Gene Ontology annotation, molecular function: nucleic acid binding; zinc ion binding. Lineage: Eukaryota; Metazoa; Chordata; Actinopteri; Cyprinodontiformes; Fundulidae. The coding region runs from base 14 to 949 and encodes 311 amino acids. The record is from RefSeq and is a predicted model, not a curated record.
UUAGUGGAUCUAGAUGGCUAGUUGUAGUGGAGGGUGUUCAGAAGAUGAAAAUAUGGAUACAGGAUGGUCUAUGAUAGAAAAUAGAAGAGGGGGAGGGGGAAAGGAUAAAGGUAAAAAGGGAAUAAAUGCCGGUAAAAGGUCUCUUGAAGAUGAGGAAGAAAGAGUUGAAAUAAAAAAGAAAAUAAUGAUGGAAGACUUUAAAGUUAUUUUAAAGUUUAAGGCUGGACAAGAUAUGAUUGGGAUAAGUCCCAUCAAUCUAUCAAAUGGAUUAAAGAAAGUUAUUGGAGAUGUAGAACUAGCUAAAGUUUUAAGAGAUGGGAGCCUGCUUAUUAUUUGUAAGAAUGCUGAGCAAAAGAAUAAGGCUGUAAAACCACAAAUGGUAUGCAAAAAAGAAGUGUUAGAAAGAAAGGUAGUGGGGGAAGAAAGAGGGGUGAAAGGGGUAAUAUCAGGGAUCCCUGUUGGAGAAAAUUUGGAAGAGCUUAAGAAAGUAAUGAAAGGAGGAGAGAUUAUAGGCAUCAAAAGAUUGCAAGCUUUUAGGAAUGGGGAGAAAAUGGACAGUACAUCUAUUCUAUUAGAUUUCAAAGAUAAAAUUCUGCCUGAUAAGGUGAUGGUUGGUUACAUGAGUUUUAAUGUAAGAGCUUAUAUUCCACCCCCUCUAAGAUGUUAUAAAUGUCAAAGAUAUGGUCAUACUGCGAAUGUUUGUAAAGGUAAACAGAGAUGUGGUAGAUGUGGAGGUGAACACUCUUAUGGUGAGUGUGGAAAUAACCCAGUUAAAUGUUGUAAUUGUGGAGGAAAUCAUACUGCAGCAUAUGCAGGAUGUAUGGUUAGGAAAGAAGCAGCUGAAAUUCAAAAAGUUAAAAUUGAUAAGAGAAUUACAUAUGCUGAAGCAGUGAAAGAGGUGAAAAAUAUUGGAAAUGAUCCAAAAACAAAUUAUGGAAAAAAUUCAUGAUGAACUUAGACAUGGGGAAGGAUCAUCUGAAAAUGAGGCUUCUUUAAUUGUUGCGUAAUUCAAAUUCUACAAUGGAACGCUCGAAGUUUAAUA